CGUAGUUUACGUCAUCAAACAAGCCGACCUGAGUGAGCAGUAUGGAGGAAGCUGUCUGACCUUCUAAUGAUAUUUUUCUAUAGUUUUAGUUGAGUAAAAUCUUGCAGGAUGUCAGUCCAUGCAAAAUGGAUCAUCGGCAGAGUCAUCGGGACCAAGAUGCUCAAAACUGCCAAAGUGAGAGUUACCAGGCUGGUGCUGGACCCUUACCUGCUCAAGUACUACAACAAAAGGAAGACCUACUUUGCCCACGAUGCUUUGCAACAGUGCACUGUGGGAGAUAUUGUCCUCCUCAAGGCUCUGCCUGAGCGCAGAACCAAACACGUGAAGCAUGAACUGGCAGAGAUCAUAUAUAAAGUUGGCCGGGUGGUCGACCCUCUGACAGGAAAGAGGGUUGCAGGAACUGAGUUUGUGGAGCCUCUAACUGACCUUCCACUUCAAGAAGAUACGACAUUAUUAGAGAAACUGCAGGAGCUCAACAUCUCUGCUGCCUCCAGUGGAGCCGAUUCCCCACCAGCACCAACUCCCACUUCGUGAUAGAAGAUUGUUCUUUGUUGUUCUGCGAUGUUUGUUUUUCAGGUGUUAAUGUGAAUUUAUGUUUAUAAACUAGUAAUCUUUGCUGUACAUGUAUGGGUAAAGAGACUAAAUAUCAUUUCCUUGCUACCUGCUCGGGUAGUGGACACAUUUCUGAGGAGUUUACAAUAAAACAAACAAAUCGUGUCAUGCACGGUACUCGUAUCUUUUAUCCAAGUUUGUAAGAUAUUGCAGUUAGAAGGUGAAGGGCAUUUUGGACACGUGCUCAGGGGGCCAUGUACAUUUAGGGACCCAUCCAAGAGACCAGAAUUGUAUUC
This is a messenger RNA of Archocentrus centrarchus (flier cichlid), 848 nucleotides long. RefSeq names its product mitochondrial ribosomal protein S17 (gene mrps17). The record is from RefSeq and is a predicted model, not a curated record. The transcript has 3 exons. Gene Ontology annotation, cellular component: ribosome; mitochondrial small ribosomal subunit. Gene Ontology annotation, molecular function: structural constituent of ribosome. Gene Ontology annotation, biological process: mitochondrial translation. The coding region runs from base 109 to 534 and encodes 141 amino acids. Lineage: Eukaryota; Metazoa; Chordata; Actinopteri; Cichliformes; Cichlidae.